Messenger RNA from Protopolystoma xenopodis, 903 nucleotides. The record is from the annotation of a GenBank genome assembly. NCBI's taxonomy places the organism in Eukaryota, Metazoa, Platyhelminthes, Monogenea, Polystomatidea, Polystomatidae.
AUGUUCGCAAGUCUUGCCUCGGCUGAACGGAACAACGGACUGCCUCAUCGAAUGGCCUCGGAGGGCUCGGACAAUCCGGCCACGAGGACUCGAGACGCCGGCAAUCUCGGCCUUCCAACCGACCGGACUCAUUCGCCGACCGGACUCUCAUCAGCCGCCGGACGUCUGAGCGAACUGUCCAGUUCGCUUUUGUCUGGUGAGCUGUUACGAAAGCGCAUCUUCGAGUGGUGGCUUCAAGCGCUCCGCCCGCGUACCGACAGAUCCGGCCAGCUGGAGGCUGAUCUGGCAGAGGCAGCGGGUCUAGUCAACUUGACGACGGGAUCACGUAAGCGGACUCAAACGGUCUGCGCCAGCCACUUGGCCGCCCUGUCGCCCUCCUCUUCAGGCGAAACGUCUCGUAGGCUACGCUCGCCUAUCAGGAAUUUCGUCAUGGAAACCCCGAAUGGUGCCACUUCUCCCAAUGCUCCCUUGAGACACUUGACCAAAGAGGCUGAACUCAUUCAUUCGGGUGGAUAUGGCGAAGAGGCCAUGCGGAAAAGGGCAAAAAUGGACUUUGUGGAUGUCUUGAAGAAGCCUGUGACGCCAACAGAAGCAAAGAAUGCCAAAGAUGCAUUCAACGUCAAGUUGCCAAAUGAAGUGACACCCGUCAACUUGUCGUGGCGGUCUCCGCUUCGGCAACAUGAAGUACUGCAGUCAAGACAAUCGCCACUUGCGCAUGUUGCAGACAGCCAUCCGCGUGGAAAAGAACAGCAAGAAAGUCCGAUAGAUCUAUCACUGUCGACCUCCGGGACUCCCGAUCAAGACGAAGCCGGCGAAAUCGGCACGAGAGAUUUCCUCCCUAAAAUCAGUUCAGCGUGGGUUAUAUUCGUUUAUAAACAUUAUGCUACUUAUAGUAACAUAUAA